Parus major (Great Tit) is the source of this 728-nucleotide messenger RNA. RefSeq names its product CD99 molecule (Xg blood group) (gene CD99). Gene Ontology annotation, biological process: positive regulation of neutrophil extravasation; T cell extravasation; homotypic cell-cell adhesion. The coding region runs from base 119 to 646 and encodes 175 amino acids. The transcript is spliced from 10 exons. The record is from RefSeq and is a predicted model, not a curated record. Lineage: Eukaryota; Metazoa; Chordata; Aves; Passeriformes; Paridae.
GCGGUGGCCCGGCCCCGGCGCGGUGCCGCCCUUGCCGCCGCUGGAAGAGCUGCGGCGGUACUGGGAGUGGCUGUCAGGCAGCGGGUGCUGUGUGUCUGGGUUUGUGGGGUAGGCAGCCAUGAGGCGGUGGACGCUCCUUCUCUUGCCGGUGCUCCUCGCCGUCCCGAUCUCCGUCAGAGGCCAAGGUGACUUCUCCUUAGAAGAUGCAUUAUUUGAAGAAAGUACAAAGAAGCCUCUUGUAACUCAGAAGACACCAUCAUCAGAUCCAGAUGAUCCCAAGCCACAACCUCCUGCAAAUCCUAGAGACACUGAUAACCCCAAGCAAGAUCGACCUAAAGGCUCUGACACAUUUGAUGAUUCUGAUCUAUUGGAUGGCAAUUCCCCAAAAGGAGGAAGUGAUGGCAGUGGCAGCAAUGAGCGAAAGGGCCCAGCUCCAGAAACUGGCCAAGAAGAGGCUUCUCCAGGAGCAAUAGCUGGAAUUGUAAGUGCUGUGGGUGCUGCUCUAGUUGGAACAGUAUCUAGCUUCAUUGCUUACCAGAAGAAGAAACUCUGUUUCAAGCAAAGCGAUGAAGAGAAUGUGAAUAUGGAAAGCCAUAGGGGAGCACAAUCUGAGCCACCUGUUCAGCGCACUCUUCUGGAGAACUAAAUUAAAGAAAGAGUGGUGAGGAACAGAUCUUUGGAACUGGAUAAACAACCUGCAUUCUGCCAAAAAAAAAAAAAAAAAAAAA